AUGAGCUGGAGUUCACUACAACAGACAAGACUCGCUGCCGAGAAAGAUACUCUUGAUAGCAAAUUGAAGAACGUGUCCUGGUUUAAUCCUACGUCGGCAGGAAACACAAGGGUCGAAUGGCGAAUCAAAACCAACAAUGGAAAGAACUAUACUCUCCGCAUUUAUAUACCGCGUAAUUUCCCAAAUGAAUGUCCGAUAUUGGUAGUAUGCUCUCCUUCGACUAUUAAGAGAAAGGAUGGGAAGCCUCUUAUUGUUGCUAACGGAAAAGAUCACGUCUAUGGAACUCAUGAAGGCUUCACAGAAAUUUGUCACUUUGUUAAAGAAAAGUGGUCUAACGACAACAGCCUCUACCAGGUAUUAAUGAAAGGUCGCAUCUGGCUGGAAGCUUAUGAGAUUCAUUUGCGCACUGGUGAGGAUCUUGAGAAGUAUUUGGCUCACAUGUCUGUGUAG
This is a messenger RNA of Porites lobata, 450 nucleotides long. Lineage: Eukaryota; Metazoa; Cnidaria; Anthozoa; Scleractinia; Poritidae. The record is from the annotation of a GenBank genome assembly.